GCGCCCCGUCGGGAUGCUCAGCGGCCCCGCCGCCCGUCCCUGCCGCCCGCCGCGCCGCCCGGGGGGCACGCCGCUGCCGGAGAGUUGAGUUAGGAAGUCAUGGUGCCCUGGGAGCCCUCCCCGCCCCGGCAGUGCGGCGGCGGCGGCUGGACGCUCUGCGACUGCUGCUGCUGGCUGCUGCUGCCCGCCGUGCUGCUCGUCCUCGCCCGCCCCGACAAGCUGGCGGCCUUCCCUACCUCCUUAAGCGACUGUCAGACGCCCACCGGCUGGAACUGCUCCGGUUACGAUGACAGAGAAAAUGAUCUCUUUCUCUGCGACACCAAUACCUGUAAAUUUGAUGGGGAGUGUUUAAGGAUUGGAGACAGUGUGACUUGUGUCUGUCAGUUCAAGUGCAACAAUGACUACGUGCCCGUGUGUGGCUCCAAUGGUGACACCUACCAGAACGAGUGCUACUUGAAACAGGCUGCCUGCAAGCAGCAGAGUGAAAUCCUGCUGGUGUCCGAGGGAUCCUGUGCCACUGAUGCUGGCUCAGGAUCUGGGGACGGAGUCAAUGAAGGCUCAGGUGAAACCAAUCAAAAAGAGACAUCGACCUGUGACAUUUGCCAGUUUGGGGCAGAGUGUGAUGAAGAUGCAGAGGAUGUUUGGUGUGUGUGCAACAUUGACUGUUCUCAAACCAACUUCAAUCCUCUUUGUGCUUCCGAUGGGAAAUCUUAUGAUAAUGCAUGUCAAAUCAAAGAGGCAUCAUGCCAGAAACAGGAGAAAAUUGAAGUCAUGUCUUUGGGUCGAUGUCAAGACAAUACUACAACAACUACAAAAUCAGAAGAUGGGCAUUAUGCGAGGACAGAUUAUGCAGAGAAUGCAAAUAAACUGGAAGAAAGUGCAAGAGGGAUCUACAUCCCUUGUCCAGAGCAUUACAACGGCUUCUGCAUGCAUGGCAAGUGUGAGCACUCCACAAACAUGCUGGAACCGUCGUGCAGAUGUGACGCCGGCUAUACUGGACAACACUGUGAAAAAAAGGACUACAGCGUUUUAUAUGUGGUUCCAGGUCCAGUACGAUUUCAGUAUGUCUUAAUAGCAGCUGUGAUUGGAACCAUCCAGAUUGCCAUCAUCUGUGUUGUAGUCCUUUGUAUUACAAGGAAAUGUCCCAGGAGCAACAGAAUCCACAGACAGAAGCAAAACACAGGGCACUACAGUUCAGACAACACAACAAGAGCAUCGACAAGUUCUAGUGGCAAUUUUGAGUCUACUGAACUCAGUAGUAGGGUUUUGAGUUGGUCCAAGAUCAGCGACAAUUAUGGAUGUGGGAAAGGUGAAGAAUAAUUUAACCUACAUUGAGGAGGGAUAAAAUAUUUCAGAUCCGGAGUCAACUACAUUUCAUCAGCCGCCUUCUCCCAUGCCAUCUAUCUUUACUCUCCCAUAGCUUAGGAAGUCUUUGCCUUCUAAAUUAAAUCCUAACCGAAGGGGAAAUGGAAAUUCUCAGUAACCGCAAUGAGAGUGUCGGGGGUAACGUUUCCAUUUGGGAUGGAAUUAGGUGUCUGUCAAGGUGAACCCUACGAGAACACUUGGCAGCAUCUCCAACUCUGGUCACUGGAGUGAGUGAAAAUUGCUUCUCACUCUUGAUUGAAAAUUAUUAGGUUAAAAAAGUUAAUAACAUAAUAACAGCUGAAAUGCCAGUCCCAUUUGCACCUCGUGAACAUGCUGAUAUAAUUUAUUUUUUCAAAGAGAAGGUGAAAAACACUCAGAAAAUACCUUAUGAAUAACUUUAUGGGUGACCCUACUCCAUUAAAUGUAAUGAACCCAAAUGUUGGCUAUACCUCAGGAAAAUAAGGGCAUGUGUUUUGUCACAUCCACAUGAUGGACAAGAUGCAGAGUUAGUUCUGUGAUAGCUGAAACUCUCCAAAGCACAUCCUUUCCAGAAGGUAAUUCUGCUCUAGUUUGUGCUGUGAAUUUUGAGGACAGCAGAGUGUGACUGCAGGGCAGAGUGGGGUAACAUCACUGCUGCUGGAUAACAUCCUCUGCACUGAGUGCCCGGGCUCCAGCCCUUGUAACAGCAGUCACUGUGCUGCUCCUCUCCAAAGAGACCUUGCCCAGGCAGAGCGUGCCCAAGACAAGAGUUAGGAGGAUUUCUCAUUGUCAUCACCAUGUCAGAGUCAGACCUGGGGUUACCUGGGAUGAUGUCUCAUGAGUGUGUUUCCAUUUCCUGCUUCAGCAUCCAUCUGGUCACUCACAGCAGUCACCACCAACCCCACCAGUGACAGCCCACCCGGCCUGGCCCUCAGACACGGGUGCAGAGAUUCUUCUACUCUAACACGACUUUUGGUCUCCCCUUCCCUACCCCAGCCUGCUUUAAAGUGAAUCCAUUGCAUGAUGUUCACACGGUCUCAGUUUUUGUCUUGUUCUGGGUUUCUUGGCUUUUUAAAGGUAAUAAAAGGUGAUUGGCAAGAGAUGCUUCCA
This is a messenger RNA of Passer montanus (Eurasian tree sparrow), 2454 nucleotides long. It is a transcript of the gene TMEFF2, whose product is annotated as transmembrane protein with EGF like and two follistatin like domains 2. Gene Ontology annotation, molecular function: protein binding. Bases 100 to 1320 code for a protein of 406 amino acids. The record is from RefSeq and is a predicted model, not a curated record. The transcript has 11 exons. NCBI's taxonomy places the organism in Eukaryota, Metazoa, Chordata, Aves, Passeriformes, Passeridae.